AUGUUUUGUUUCUUAUUAGCUUUAUCCAGCUCCGUUGACUUUAACGAGGUAUGCGAUAUAAAAUGCUUCAUUCAAUCGUUAGUUAUUCCACUUGGUGAGGGAGAUAUUUCAAUUGGAUUAGGCAUGGGCAUGAGAGAUUUGAGAAUCCAUUCUAUUUCAUUAAACGAUUUACAGUUUACUUAUUAUGAUGAUACAACCCUAAUUGAUAACUUGUUCGAAGCGAAAGUUUAUGCUGAUUUUAUUAUCGACGGCACUUAUUACGAUGCUAGGGCACCUGGAUCUUUUACAAUGAUUGCAACAGGAUGUACCCUAUCUCUUGGAAUGAGAUUUGAUAAAGACUCCGAUGGUUUCAUUCAACAUAUUGAAAUUUUCCCUUAUCCUACUUGUAACUUAAUCAUUGAUGAUCUCCAGAUAAGUUCCUCGCAAGCUGGACUUGCAAUCCUUGCUCCAUUGAUCAAAGGGAUCAGAAAUAACCUAGCUCCCAUGAUAUAUCCACAAAUCCAGAAACUCGGAGAGAACAUUACAGAGAUGAUCAAGCCAUUUAAUGAGCUUACAAGGAAAAACCUUAACGGUUCCGUCCCGUUUGAUAUCCCCAUUGGCUCAGGUAAGAUAUUGUUGGAUCAAAAUGUCAUCUUUAAAGCUCUCAGCUUCGUCACAGGUACAUUGGUCGAAAACAAUGGUCCAUUCGACUUGAAUAAACUCUUGGGACGUGUUACAGGAAACACUGGCAAGUUCACAUUACAAAACUUACUGAACAUCACAGAAUCAAUGAAGGAUUUCUUCAAUUUUAGUACUAUAUUUGAGAUCCCCAUGCCAGAUAUUGAUACAAAUAUCACUUUGAUGCUUGAUGAUUUUUAUAUUGACGGUUUGAACACUUUCAAAGAUGUUCAGCUUCUCCAUGUUGUUGACCACUAUGACUUGUCCACAAAUAUCAAUCUUUCUCACUUUGAAGUUGGUAUUGCUCUCUCAUUAUUAGUGAAAGAUAAUAUGUCAGAAGAUUAUCUCCUUGGCCAGAAAAUAUCAGCUGGCGUAACCAUCGAUGACAACAAACUUGGCUUCAUUGCACAGCUCGGUUUGCCACAAGGUCGUGGAACAGAUUAUACAAAUGCACAAUGUCUUGAUAUUGACUGCAUUGGUGCAUUGUUUGACAAAGAUUCCACAGCCAUGACUAACAUCAACCUCACGACCACCCUCACGAACGCUACCAUCCAACUGUUGUCCGGACAAAUGACAUCUACAUUUAAUGAAGCAAUUAAUCGUGUCCUGAAUUUCAUUGCCAUUCACUUUGGUCGAUUCACUGGUGCAUUUAUCACAGGAAUGAUACAUGACAAAGUUAUUCCUAUGGUCAACAAUUUGAUUACAGGAGCAAUAGGCAACGCAACAUGCAAAGAUAAUCCAGAUCCUGAAUACCACGAAGUUGCAACAGGAUCAACACUUAUUGCAGUGAUUGUUUUAGGUGGUUUCGGUGUAGGAUUUUCAUUCUUUGCUAUUAUUCUUGGUCCACGUCUUCCAUUCUGCAAGAAAUUCUUCAGAAAGGACGAACAGGCAUCAUUAUUAAUGACACCGAAACUUCCUGUUUGGUUCAGACUUCUUAUUCCUAUUGUUUUACUUUUAGUUUUUGCAUUGUUUAUUUCAUCAAACACAGGUAUUGGUGCAAGUGUUUUCGCAAAGAUUUUCCUUGGAACAGGAAAACACGUUGAACUUCCUUCAAUGUUCGAUUUCGUUUUGAUUAACUCUAUCAUGGAUAUGUGGUCAUCCGGAGCUAUUGUUUUAGCUGUUCUUAUUGCUAUUAUGUCAUGUGCAUGGCCAUAUACAAAGAUUGUUUUCAUGUUUGUUGUUUGGUGUCUUCCUGCAUCAAAGAUCAAACCUCAUCAAAGAGAGAAAGCAGUUGAAAUCCUCGAUAUCCUUGGUAAAUGGUCUAUGGUUGAUUCAUACGUUAUGAUUUUGAUGCUUAUUGCUUUCAGAAUGAAAAUCAACCUUCCUCCUGUUGACGAAGCCGAUGUUUUACAGAUUAACUUGUUUGUUUAUCCUGCAUGGAGCUUCGUUACAUUAGUUGUUGGUACAAUUUUAUCUUUGGGAUGCUCACAAAUCAUUUUAUCUGCAGAAAGAUAUGUUGACAAACAAGAAUUAUUGGAUCAUCAAAUCCAAGUUUUGAUUGAUGAAGAAAACAAGAAGAACAACAAGGAUGAAUACUCCGAUUACUCAUAUUCUUAUUCAUCAUCUUCAAAUUCAGCUGAGAAAAAGAAGAAGAAAGAAAAUAAGAAGAAUAAAAAGCAAGGAUUGAAUGAUUUGGAUGAAGAAGGAGGAGAAAAGCCAAAGAAGAAGAAACUAAAGAGGAAACAAGCUAAUUUAGAAAAUGUCGAAGAAGACAACACCACAAAGAAACCAAAGAAGAAGAAUACCAAACAACAAAACGAUGUAAAUGCUCCAUUGAAUGAAGAAAAUAACGCUCAACCUCCUGUUUCAAAGAAGAAGUUCAGAUUCAAGAAGAAUCAAUUAGUUAUUAUGUAUUUGUACGCAGAUGGAUUCCUCCUUAAGAAUUUGCUUUCAUGCAUUUUGAUUUUCGGAAUCAUCACAUUCUUAUUUGGUUCAUACAUGAAGACUUUCUCAUUCGAGUUCGUCGGAUUGGCUGGUUGGGCACUUGAACUCGUCAAAGCAGAUCAAUACAGAGAAUACUCUGUUAUUGAUUUGGCUUUGCAACUCCCUGAAGCUGCAGAACAUAAGAACUCUUUCGGUAUCAGAUUCACACAAGCAAUUUAUAUUUUAGUUACUAAUUUGAUGCCAUUAAUUCAUAUGAUCUUCCUCGCGAUUUUGUGGUUUGUUCCAUUGAAACUGAAGAUCUUGCACUUCGUAGAGAGAAUCUGCGAAUACAUGUAUUCGUGGGCAUGUUUAGAUGUUUUCGUUAUCUCUAUUGUUGCAGCUGUUAUGGAAAUUUCUCAGCUCGCUAAGUUCAUGGUUGGUGACAAAUGUGUUGUUGUUGAUGUCAUCACUAAGGAGUAUUUCGCAAACGAAGAACUCAUCAAGGAACACUUGACAUGUUUCGAUGUCAUUACUACUUUGUUGAAAGGUUCUUAUAUUGUUAUCAUGGCUGCUAUUUUCCACACUAUUUCAACAAUCGGAAUUGGAAGAUACACGAAGAAAUUGAAUAGAGAUCUUGCACAGAUGGAAAGAGAGAAGAGAGAUCGGGACAACUUAGAACCUCUCCUCAAUGAAAAGAAGAAAUAA
Molecule: messenger RNA, 3225 nt
Organism: Trichomonas vaginalis G3
Lineage: Eukaryota; Parabasalia; Trichomonadida; Trichomonadidae
Exons: 1
Coding region: 1-3225 (1074 amino acids)
Molecular function (GO): lipid binding
Source: RefSeq, a predicted model, not a curated record